Molecule: messenger RNA, 1707 nt
Organism: Podarcis muralis (Common wall lizard)
Lineage: Eukaryota; Metazoa; Chordata; Lepidosauria; Squamata; Lacertidae
Source: RefSeq, a predicted model, not a curated record
AACACCAGACCACUACUGUGUGCCCACAGUCAAUGCAUGACUUGGGAGAAGUUCAGAUUGCAAGGCCCAACGAUAACCUUGCAGUCCUUUUCCUUAGCAAGCCCCAGCUAUGUCACUGAGCUGACAAAAGCAAUCAGAGCAAAAUAUCCCUCUGGGGAUGGCCAAGAAGAGGAGAAUUUCACCAAAUUUGGCCGAUUCUUCCCAGACUUCAUCUGGGCCUUGCGGGAUUUCACACUGCAGCUGGAGCUAAACGGAUGCCCUAUCAGUGCAGACAAGUACCUGGAGAACGCCUUGAGAUUUCUGCAAGGUGAUGCUGAGCACAUCCAGAAGCACAACACGGCCAGAUCAUGCAUCCACAGUUUCUUUCCUUCACGGAAAUGUUUCGUAUUUGACCGUCCAACUACCAGGAAGAAGUUGCAUCUGCUGGAGGAACUGAAAGAAGAGGAUUUGGAGGAAGAUUUCUUGGUACCAGUGGCUCAUUUCUGCCAACACAUCUGGGAGACGUCACGACCCAAGAUGAUCCCAGGAGACCGAGUUGUGACUGGAACGAUGCUCGCAAGCCUGGCAAAGACCUAUGUCAAUGCCAUCAACAGUGGGGACGUGCCCUGCUUGCAAAACGCAGUGCUGGCCUUGUCCCAGAUCGAGAAUUCGGCUGCUGUGCAUGACGCCAUUUCCUGUUAUGAAGAACGGAUGCAGCAGCUGCUGCAGCUGCCGACCGACACUCUUGAAGAGCUGCUGAGGGCACAUGCCAAGUGUGAGAGGGAGGCCAUUGACGUCUUCAUAGCCCGUGCCUUUGGGGACAACAUUAAACAAUUUCAAGAGGAGCUUGAGAAUAAGCUGAAUCAGAAAAAGAAGGCAUUCUGCGAAAGAAAUGAGAAGGUGUCUUUGGACCGCUGCCGUGAUGUGCUGCGCUUUCUUUCCCGGGACCUGGUAUCUGAGAUCCAGGAGGGGAUUUACGCAGUGCCUGAAGGCUAUAAGCGCUACCUUGCCAAGAUGAACGAAAUAAAGGAGAAGUAUGAUGCAUUUGAUGGAAAGGGGAUUCAGGCAGACAGAGCUCUUGAAGAAUUCCUGAAAUCCAAGGAGACGGUGGCAAAAUCUAUCCUUCACAUGGAUGAUGCCUUGAGUGGCAAAGAGAAAGAAAUUGAAGUCCAGCGUGCUCAGGUUGAAGCAACCCAGCUGCAACAGAGGCUUUUGGAGCAGGAGCUGGCCAACCUGGAGCAAAUGAUGGAGGAUAAGAAGCGACAUAAUGAGGAAGGCAUCCAGCGGCUGAAGGAGGAGUGGGAGGAAGAGAUGAAGAAGAUGAAAGAGGAGGCUGAAAGGAGAAAGAGGGAUUUCCGCAAGGGGCUGCUAAGACAGAGGUUUUUGCUGAUGGCCAUGGAAACAGAAGUGGAGCUCCCUAAGUCUCAAGGCAUAAAGGAACAAUACCUCAGGGCUUACGCUUACUACAGAAGCUGUCCACAGUGGAGUUUUGAGGACCAAAUAAAGAGGCCUGGAAGUCAGGACAUAACCGUUUUGAACAGCAUUUGGACCUUUUUCCUGGGUGCCUUCUGCGACCGGGCUGACCAUUGCUCGUCUGCAAGAGAGAACCCGCAACAAUCGAGUCCGGUCAAGACCCAUCCUCCCGAGGCCCGUCCCUGCAAAAAGAAAACAACACCAAAAAGUAAGAAACGGCAACUUCGCGAUGUCGCUGUUGUUGUUAACCCCUAG